Molecule: messenger RNA, 961 nt
Organism: Neocloeon triangulifer
Lineage: Eukaryota; Metazoa; Arthropoda; Insecta; Ephemeroptera; Baetidae
Product: protein Fer3-like
Exons: 4
Coding region: 71-808 (245 amino acids)
Biological process (GO): regulation of transcription by RNA polymerase II; developmental process
Molecular function (GO): DNA-binding transcription factor activity, RNA polymerase II-specific; RNA polymerase II transcription regulatory region sequence-specific DNA binding; protein dimerization activity
Source: RefSeq, a predicted model, not a curated record
AAAUCAACCUGCGCCUCCAGCUUGUUUGGCCGCAUAGAAGAUCUUUCAGGAACCAUUUAGAAAUACCGAAAUGUCAGGCGUCGUUCAGCAAGCGGCCGCCGACUCGCUUUGGGAACUCAAUUCCGAGCUAAAUUACGCCGAGCAGCUCGCUUACCACGGCGCUGUCGCGGCCGCUGCGGCUGCCGCGGCGGCGAUUUCUGCGCCUGGCGACGCCGCCAACUCAACCCCCUCAGGAAGCAACCCGCCUCCGUAUGGGAGUAGCGUUUGGGGCGACUCGCUACAAAUGGCGCACCCUCACCACCAAUUUCACCAUCAACCCCCGCACCCCGGACUGCACGGCCUACCUUGCGACAUUUGGGGUCGAGCAGUGAACCCCCCUCCGCCACCAAGAUACGGUGGUCGCUCGUGCGGUGGUUCAAGUUCGUCAAAUCCCUCAGCGUCGUCAAACCCAGGUGGCAACUCUCACUCGUCCAAAAAAACGCGACGGCGCGUGGCCACGAUGGCACAACGUCGAGCUGCCAAUAUCCGCGAGAGGCGACGCAUGUUUAACCUGAACGAAGCGUUUGACAAACUGCGCAGAAAGGUUCCAACGUUUGCAUAUGAGAAACGUCUUUCUCGCAUUGAAACUCUCCGACUCGCCAUAACAUACAUCUCGUUCAUGGCUGAGCUAUUGGCUGGUAAAACGACCGGCUCAGAUAGUGUCUCGUCCGCCUCUGGGCCACCAGGUCCGUCACUCCUCGGACAUGCUGGAUCACUGCACUGCCCCGAGUACAUUCCGUACAGUUUGCCACCACUUGGAUCAUCAUAAUCCAGCAUGCAAAAGAAAUAUCUAGUCUUCCAAUCUUAAAUUGAUUUCAAGAAAAAUUACUUUUAAUUUUAAAUGUACACCAAGUAAAAAAAUUAUAAUUUUCCUUAAGCGCAAUCAGUUUUAACUAAUAAGAAUUAAUUGUAAGUGAGCGAA